AUGGGCAAUUUGGUGUCUAAUGCCAGACCACGAGCUACCCUUGCUGGAAUCGACAGCUAUGUUGGCGAGUUGCCGGAUGUUUUAUACGAGAAAAGUCUAGGAAGUUCCAGAUUUCUCAAAACUAUUAGAUGUAGACAUCCAGAAGGUCUUGUGGUCGUUAAAAUAUUUAUCAAGCCAGAGCCUAGUCUUUCUCUCAAAAAAUAUGUCAAAACUCUUCAAUUGGAGCGAGAUGCUUUGCAAGAUAUUCCGAAUAUCUUACCAUACCAAAUUAUCAGCGAGUCUGAUCGUGCUGGAUACAUGAUCCGUCAGUAUAUUGCCAGCAAUCUGUAUGAUCGAAUCAGUAAUCGUCCAUUACUCACAGCUUUGGAAAAGAGAUGGAUCAUAUUUCAGAUUUUGUCUGGUGUAGCUGAAGCUCAUUCAAAACAGAUUUUUCAUGGAGAUAUCAAGACCGAAAACAUUUUUGUUACAAGCUGGAAUUGGGUUUAUGUUGCUGAUUUCAGCUCAUUCAAGCCGGCUUAUCUACCCGAGGAUAAUCCUGCCGAUUUUACAUUUUUUUUUGAUACAUCCAGUCGACGAGCAUGCUACUUGGCUCCUGAACGAUUCUACGAGUCUGGUGACCCUAUUGCCCAAGAUCAAAACGCAAGGUUGACAGCUGAAAUGGACAUAUUUUCAGUUGGUUGUACUAUUUCUGAGCUUAUCCUGGAUGGCACUCCAUUAUUUACAUUAUCACAGUUGUUGCAAUAUCGGAAAAAAGCAUACGACCCUAGUGUACUAUUAGAUACCAUUUCUGAUGUUCCGAUACGUGAAUUGGUAAAGCACAUGAUUCAAAUAGAUCCAAAUGAGCGAUUAUCCAUGCGCGAGUAUAUUUCAAAAUGGAGAAACCAAGCUUUUCCAGACUAUUUUUGUUCUUUUUUUCAUCCAUACCUUGCAUCACUAUCAGAUCCAUACUCAGCAUCCAAUAUGGCACAGUACUUUGUAUUUUUGGCAAAUAGUUCCAAUGCGAUAGUUGCAGAUGCAGACGCAAAAAUAGACAGAGUGUAUCAGGAUUUUGAACGUAUUGCAGAUGCACUGCAGAUUCCCAACCAUCACAAAUCGACUGAAUCUUUGAACAAUGUCUCGAAUCCUGCAGAUAAUAAGGAUACCGUUUUGGAAAAGUUUACAGAUAUAGGGUUGGAAGGGGAAACCAUAAAGUCACUUCUUCCUGUUCAUGUACACAUACCAAAUUUUACUUCAAACUCACUUUUUAUUGGAAAAAGUUCGCUUUCAGAAGAUACGAGUUUGAUUUUUAUUGCGAUUGUAUGUGCAGCAAUCCGAAAUACAUUGUAUUCUACUUCUCGACUAAGGGGACUCGAUCUAUUGCUAGCAUUGGGAAUACAAGUUUCCGAUGAGCACAAAUUAGACAGGGUCGUGCCAUACAUUUUCGUACUGUUGACGGAUGAAAACCCCACUGUUCGCAUUAAUGCAUUGACUACGUUGACACAACUGCUUCUCACUGUUAAAUCCAUUACUCCCUCAGAUGCUAAUAUAUUUCCAGAGUAUAUACUUCCAGGCCUUCGAAAGUUUGCUACAGAUUCAAACGUAUUGGCUCGUGCAGCAUACGCUCAAUGCAUAUCAUCAAUAGCUGAGAUUUCACUUCAGUUUUUAGAGCUCUCACAAAUACUAAAAACCGAAAGCAACUGUGAUUUGAAUAUGGACAGCAAUAUGUAUCAGAUGGGCUAUGAUGCCAAUCAGCGGUAUUUACAGGAUAUUAUCCAAGAAGACGUAGAAACGCUCUUGGUUGAUCCCCAGUCAAUCGUCAAGCGUUCUUUAUUGGCUGAGAUGCCUCGUCUGUGCAUUUUUUUUGGAAGACAAAAGGCCAAUGAUGUUUUAUUGUUACACAUGAUUACAUAUCUAAAUGAUCCAGAUUGGUCUUUAAGAAGUGCUUUUUAUGAAACUAUAGUUGGUGUCGGUACUUUUGUUGGAAUUCGUAGUCUUGAUGAGUAUAUUUUACCAUUAAUGGUGCAAGCUCUGACUGACUCGGAAGAGUUUGUUGUAGAAAAAGUACUUGGCUCGUUGACAUCUCUGGCUGAACUUGGUCUUAUAAGUAAGAUAAAAAUUAAAGAACUAUGUGUCACUGUGUUACCGCUGGUCUGCCACCCAAAUCGCUGGAUUCGCUAUGGUGUUGUCGCAUUUUUAUCAUCAACCGUUCGUAUUCUUCCGCCAAUUGAUAUUCGCUGUGUGCUUUAUCCUAUGGUCAAGCCGUUUUUGCGCUACAAAACAUUUAAUUUUAGUCAAAUUUCACUGCUGGAGAGUAUAAGGAGCCCACUUCCACGAAGUCUUUAUGAACAAGCUAUCUUAUUUGCGUCUCGAUCAAAUCCUGAAACGCGACCUACUGGUUUGAAUUCCAGCAAUCAAAACACAGACUCCCACAGCAAUGAUCGCAACGAAUUACUUGUCAGGCUUAAAGACAUGGGCAUGAGUGAUGAAGAUAAAGAGAAGCUAUUUGCGUUAAAGUACUUCAUUGCCAAAUCUACUGCCACUCGCCAACGAAAAACGACCUUGUCUAUGAACGCGCUGCCUUUGACGGACUUUGGACGCAUUGCUCUUAGAGAUUAUGACGUAACACUUCAUACUGUUUUUUUGACCCCUCCUAUUUCUCAAUAUCAGAUCCACAGUCAGCCGCCUCGCAAGCCAAGCUCUAAUACUGGGUCAGCCAUCGGUGUUGGGGAUGGGCGACGAGGAAGUCGUUUUAGUGUCAUCACUGCAGGAUCCAAUGCUCAAGACAGCACAUUUUCUGUAGAAUCGGAAGAUAUUGCAUCCUCUUUGGCAUCUGUAGAUGUCGAGGGAGGAGUGUCACUACGUAAAAUCAUUCCACGGCCUCGAUCAAACACUGGCUUGCCUGGAAAUCCAAGACGACAAUCCAAAACUAGUAGUAUUGGCAAUUAUGAUCUUACUGCAGACCCUACAACUAUCCCUGGAGGAGCAGAUAGAUUGUCGAAACGAAUUUCUGGCCGUGGAAAAAUUACUGAGAGUUUGACAUCUGCUACUGCUGCCGAUGGCCAAGAAAAGUAUAUUCGUAAAGUUCUUGAAAAAAAGACCAGAGAAUUAUUUCCUCCGUCACUACCAGAACUUGGCACUAGAGUAACACUUGCAAGUCGCACAGCUACUGUCGAUCCCCGCCUUAAACGAACUUAUACUGGUGCAGCCACACAGUCUGAAUUUAAAGGAUGGAAGCCAAAGGGUAUAUUGGUCGCUCAUUUUCCAGAACACACAUUACAAGUAAAUGGCAUUGCUGUUGCUCCAGACCAUAAUUUUUUUGCAACGUGUUCAGAUGAUGGAACUGUCAAACUAUGGGACACCAAUCGACUACAUACAAAUGUUGCCAACCGUGCUCGUGUUACCUAUGCUGGAACAGGUGGUAGAGUCAAGGCAAUUUCAUUUUGUGAAAAUCGACAUAGUAUUGUAUCUGCUGCUACAAAUGGUCAGAUUCAUAUCAACAGGGUUGAAUAUGUUAAACCGCAAGGUAGUGCUUUAAAGUAUACUGGAAUGCCACUUGCCAGGUCGAUUAAAUUGGAUCAUGAGUAUGCAACCAUGGUCGAUCAUUCUGAAUCAGAUACGGAGUCCUUGCUUAUUUAUGGCACAACACGCGGUCGUCUUUGCGCACUCGAUUUACGUACCAUGAAAGAAGCGUGGUCAUUCCAAAUUCCACCACACUAUGGAGUAUUGACAUCCAUGACUGUUGAUCCACGUAGGAUGUGGAUCAUGGCUGGUACGCAUCGCGGCGUUCUCACUUUGUGGGACACUCGAUUCCAACUGUGUAUAAAUUCCUGGGCUCAUCCUUCUCGCUCACGCAUUAAUAAGCUUUCCCAAUAUGCCUUUCGUAGUCAAAGCCGCGCAGGCAUAAACUCUAAUGGGAAGUUGGUUGCUAUGGCUGUCGGUACAUCGACUGAAGAAGUGUCUGUGUGGAAUAUAAGCACUGGUGAAUGUGCCGAAGUGUUUUGUAUUCUUAAUGAUGUUGGCGGAUCUGGAUCUCGUUCCAAUAUUGACAUGGGAAAUGAUUUGAAUCGAGCUUACGGCGAAGGAUUAAGUGCACUUUCACCACCUACAAAACACAAUUUUGUUGAUGACUCUGCAUCGCUCUCACUUUACAAUGUCUCUAAACAUCAUGGUGUUCGAUCAUUUUGUGUUCAUCCUGAAGUACCAUUCAUGGCUACUGUUGGAAUGGGUCGCAAACUUAGAUUUUGGAAUCUUUCUAAAAUGACCGACAGCUUUGUUGUUUGUGGACGGGAUGAAACUGCACCGUUACCCAAGUACAGUUCACAACUGUAUGGUGAUACUGUUUUCAAUGUCGAAAUGCAAUCUCAACACUUUUUUCCAAUCUCCUCUGCUUCAGCCACGGAUCUGUCAAAAUCUCCAGUAAUGAGCGGGACAUGGUCUCCGCUGCGCAAUCUCCCCGGUAUGAACAGUGAAGAUGAAUCUCAGUCAAAGGGUCGAAAUCAUCAAGGCGGAAGCAAUGCGAAGCGAUCAUCACGACAGGCCGAACCUAUGUUCAAAACAAGUGCUGAGCUUAUCACCAGUGCAAUUCCCCGAACUCACCUUGAUGAAAUCAUGGAUGUUGCCGUCACUCAGUAUCCUCAUCCAAUGAUCAUUACUGGUGGUAGAGACGGUGUGGUUAAAGUAUGGCAAUAACUUCCCAUUAUCACACGCAUCUAUUUGUAAAAGUAAGUUCAAGACAAGAUGUCUUCCUGCAAGCACUUUUCACCCGUUCAAGUGUAAAGUGAUAUAUAAACUAUUUUAUUUCUGGAUCAAAUACCACCAAAUUGAGUGAAUAAAAUUUGAAUCAAGCAUCUUUAUUUUUAGU
Batrachochytrium dendrobatidis JAM81 is the source of this 4840-nucleotide messenger RNA. Its product is annotated as ubiquitin-binding serine/threonine protein kinase VPS15. Gene Ontology annotation, cellular component: phosphatidylinositol 3-kinase complex, class III, type II; nucleus-vacuole junction; phosphatidylinositol 3-kinase complex, class III, type I. Gene Ontology annotation, molecular function: protein serine/threonine kinase activity; ATP binding; protein binding. The transcript has 24 exons. Lineage: Eukaryota; Fungi; Chytridiomycota; Chytridiomycetes; Rhizophydiales. The record is from RefSeq and is a predicted model, not a curated record. Bases 1 to 4668 code for a protein of 1555 amino acids. Gene Ontology annotation, biological process: autophagy of peroxisome; protein targeting to vacuole; protein phosphorylation.